This is a messenger RNA of Dichotomopilus funicola, 1638 nucleotides long. RefSeq lists its product as uncharacterized. The coding region runs from base 1 to 1638 and encodes 545 amino acids. Lineage: Eukaryota; Fungi; Ascomycota; Sordariomycetes; Sordariales; Chaetomiaceae. The record is from RefSeq and is a predicted model, not a curated record. The transcript has 6 exons.
AUGGCAUUCCGACCGGACUCACCGGAGGAUGUUAAACCUCUGCUCCUCCAUCUCCCCUACUCGAUUCGACACCGCAUGUACUUGUAUGUGGGGGUCGUGCCAUGGGACCAUCAGCUCCCGUCCAUGAUUGACCUGCGGCCCCCCCGCAGACGAUAUGACCGAGUUAGCUUCCACGGGUUACUACUAUCUUGCCGAGUUCUCUAUGGCGAGGUGUCAAGACUACUUUACUCUUCCCAUGCUGCCAUCAUCCAUUACAGAUCCGUUUCCGGAAAGGACGCCGGCGCGUCUCCGUCACUUCAACCCCUUCGGAACCUUACCGACUCAUCACUCGCAUCAAUCAGGCAACUGAAGAUCGUGCUGAAUCAAAACGGAUGCCAUGAGACAAGGCCCGCGGACCCACGGAACGUUUGUUGGCGCUGCUGCGACUACCCCGGGACGACACAUUUUCAUUUCGGAGCCGACUACUGCAAACCUCACCUUCAUGACGAGCCACUACGAAGUUCUCAACACCUAUCUGGACCACUUUUGGACGAGCGGUGCCGCACGGUGCAGCAUUUGUCUUCAAGAAUCGGACCGGAUGUCCUAGAGCUUGCCUUGGUAUGCGACCUCGAUCACACUCUGGCUGACACCUGCCGUUCCCCCGAGGCCGAACUUCAUACACCAUCACCUUCGCCGGGUGCCACCGGCUUUCACAGCCUUCCACGGGAGUUACGACUUCAAACUCUAGAAUAUACCGAUCUUGUUAUUCCCUCGCGAGAAGUGAUGUGGACCAGAUUUGAACGGGCACAGCGCCAUUACUUUUCGGGAUGUCACGGCCCCGAAUACCCUCACGCCAGGCCACAAUUCUUGGGCCCUGGUACGCUGGGCUGUUUUUGCCGAGCUCGGCAUGCCUCUUUCUCGCCCAUAUGUCGCUGCUGGGCGCCACCUACCCCCUUAUUUCUUGUUUGCAAAGGUUUAACAGAAGAUGCGCGUUUUAUCUUCUUUUCCCAAAACCGAUUCGUCGUCAGCGACUCCUUAGCAGCACCCUGUACUUACUUUCCUCUUGACAUUCUCGCCAAUAGCCCGUGGCAUGAGCAUACGCCCGACUGGGCCGAGUAUCUGUCGAUUGGGCUGGGCGAGGCACCACCACCCAGCAGCUACCCAGCAGAGCGCCUUUCGGCAAGCUCCCUAAAUCACCUUCGCUUUCUCGAGGUUGUCUUCCCUCCAUACAAUCACAACUGCUGGCCAGACGACGCGCAUCCGGCAUUGGUAGAUUGGGCGGCGACCAUCGAUUGGCUCCAAGACAAGCUCAACAUCAACAAAUUGACCCUGAGGUUCACCGUAGCGGGGUCAGAGUUUUGGCCGCCCCAUGACACAGAUAAACGGGUGGGGUACGAUCGCGUUGCGAGGCCAUUAGGUUGCCUCGGACGCCGUAAGGGGGGGUUGGCCCGUUUCCAUGCGGAUUUGUCGUCACCGUGGAUGUGGUUCGGCUGGGUGAAUGAUGAAUACAUUCAUACGGGGGAGAGGCCCGAUAUCAACCUGGGGCAGCUCAACGAACACGUUGAACGUUUGGUUUUGGGAGAUCGCUAUGAUACUCGUGAGUCGGAAGGAGUGGAUAUGGGGAUUUGGCAGGAUAUUUGGGAGACCUUGCGCGUUUAG